GCACGGACAUUCUCAAACGGAUCCAUUUGCUGAUAUUAAUUGCACAAGUGGAGUCUCUUUUCUGAGCUCUCUCUCUCUCUCUCUCUCUCUCUCUCUCUCUCUCUCUCUCUCUCUCUCUCUCUCUCUCUCUCUCUCUCUCUCUCUCGUACACACACCUGUGCGUGGACAUGUAGCGAUGCCACUCCUCCACUGGACCGGAAUAUACUCAGAUGCUGAAUUUGUAUCCAUAACAACCUCUCGUGCGAGUACAACCUAGCGCUUUUACACGACCCGUUUUAUGUUUGUAUAAGGAUGUUUGUACGUAUACUCAUUCGGUUCAGUUUAAAGGAAGACAAACGGAUUGAUUGACAGGUGUGGUGCUGAAGGGAACCUGAACGGUGUUUUGUUUAUUUGACUGCGACCAAAUUACGCAUCUCAGCUGAGAACUCCAGUGUUGAACGUUUGCCGGAAUUCUCUCUCUCUCUCUCUCUCUCUCUCUCUCUCUCUCUCUCUCUCUCUCUCUCUCUCUCUCGAACGCGCGCGCUCGUUCGCUCACACACACACACACGCAAAACACAAGCGCGCGCGUUACCUCCUCAGCCUAAGUGGCUCUGCUGCGGAACCCCUAAAUCUUUCACUGAUCUUUUGAUUUUGAAUGUAUUUCCGUCCUGGGAGAUCUAAUCAGCCCUGAGCGUCUUCGAGACUGCGAUGCCCGGCCAGUGAGUAGUUUGCGCGUCGGCUCUUCUUCGUGCGCGGUGCAGCAUGGCUCCGUGCCGCAGGGGCCGCGGCGGGCGGGAGAUUGUGGUCUUUCUGUCCGGAUGCCUGCUCCUAUCCGCCGCCGCUGCGAAGGUGUGCAACGACUACACGCGGCACAAUGCGGACACCGCCUGGUCCUCCAAGGACGUGCCCAUCAUGGUGCUGAUGCCAAUGAACGAGUCGGCGCUGAUGAGCGGCAUCAGCCAAGGCAUCGAGCCCGCCGUGCAGCUCGCCAUCCGGCACAUCCGCGAGUCAAAGCAGUACUCCUUUUCACUCAUCACCAAAAUCUACGACACCGAGUGUGACAAUGCAAAGGGAUUAAGGGCCUUCUUCGACGCAAUCUGCUAUGGUCCCAAACAUUUAAUGAUCUUCGGAGGUGUGUGUCCAUCAGUGACGUCUAUUAUUGCAGAAUCGUUAGAGGGAUGGAACCUGGUGCAGCUUUCUUUUGCCGCAACGACACCAGUCUUGGCAGAUAAGAAGAAGUACCCUAACUUUUUCAGGACAGUACCUUCGGACAAUGCAGUCAAUCCAGCUGUUGUGAAGUUCCUCAACUACUAUAACUGGAGCAGAGUGGGCACCUUGACUCAAGAUGUCCAGAGGUUCUCAGAGGUGCGCAACGAUUUGACCAACGAGCUUGAGAAGGCAGAUAUCCAGAUAGCAGACACUGAGAGUUUUUCUAAUGACCCCUGUAUUAAUGUGAAUAAACUGAAGGACAAUGAUGUGAGGAUUAUCAUUGGUCAAUUUGAUGAGAACCUGGCCUCUAAAGUUUUCUGUUGUGCUUAUAACCUGAACAUGUAUGGCAGUAAGUAUCAGUGGAUCAUUCCUGGAUGGUACCAAGGCAAUUGGUGGGAGCAGGCAAACUCUACCAACUGCACCACCAAAAAACUGCUUACUGCUAUGGAGGGCUACAUAAGUGUGGACUUUGAACCUCUCAGCGCCAAACGGAUUAAAGGAAUCUCUGGAAGGACACCCCAAGAGUAUGAGCGGGACUACACCAGAGAGCGAGAGCAAAAAGGAGUUGAGGCCAGCAAAUUUCACGGUUUUGCCUAUGAUGGAAUCUGGGUGAUUGCAAAGACACUAAGCCGUGUAAUGGAGCUUCUCCGUCAGAAGCAGAGGCAUGACAUUUACCAUAACAUGACCAUGGAUGACCGGGAGGUGGGAAAGUUAGUGCUGGAUGUGAUGAACGAAACCAACUUCUUCGGAGUAACGGGUCAGGUGAUGUUCAGGAAUGGAGAGCGCAUGGGAACUAUCAAAUUCACACAGUUUCAAGAGGGCCAGGAAGUAAAGGUUGGGGAGUACAAUGCCAUCGCUGACAUCCUGGACCUUAUCAACAACACCAUCAGGUUUCAAGGUGUGGAGCCUCCCAAAGACCGGACAUUUGUGCGUCUGGAGCGACGGCAUAUAAACGUACCACUAUACAGCAUCCUGUCCACCAUCACUAUCCUGGGCAUGCUCAUGGCAGGCGCCUUCCUCUUCUUCAACAUCAAAAACCGAAACCACAGGUUAAUCAAAAUGUCCAGUCCUUACAUGAACAACCUGAUCAUCCUAGGAGGCAUGCUGUCCUACGCGUCCAUCUUCCUCUUUGGCCUGGAUGGCUCUUUUGUCUCAGACCAAGCUUUCGAGACCUUGUGCACUGUUCGCACAUGGAUCCUCAUCGUGGGUUACACAACAGCGUUUGGAGCCAUGUUUGCGAAGACCUGGAGAGUACAUGCGAUUUUCAAGAAUGUAAAAAUGAAGAAGAAGAUUAUCAAGGACCAGAAGCUGCUGAUCAUUGUAGGUGGAAUGCUGCUAAUUGAUCUGUGCAUUCUCAUAUGCUGGCAGAUUGUGGAUCCCCUAAAGAGGACAGUGGAAAUGUACAGCUUGGAGGCGGACCCUCAGGGGCGAGACAUAGCUAUCCGGCCCUUCCUGGAGCACUGUGAGAACACACAUAUGACCAUUUGGCUUGGGAUUGUCUAUGCCUACAAAGGCCUCCUUAUGUUGUUUGGUUGUUUCCUGGCCUGGGAGACGAGGAACGUCAGCAUCCCUGCUCUGAAUGACAGCAAGUACAUCGGGAUGAGUGUGUACAACGUGGGAAUCAUGUGCAUCAUCGGUGCAGCUGUGUCCUUCCUGACGCGGGAUCAACCUAAUGUGCAGUUCUGCAUCGUAGCCCUGGUCAUUAUUUUCUGCAGCACAAUCACCCUCUGUUUGGUGUUUGUGCCAAAGCUUAUUACAAUGAGGACAAACCCAGAUGCAGCCACACAGAACCGGCGGCUGAAGUUCACCCAGAACCAGAAAAAGGAAGACUCAAAGACAUCCACGUCUGUGACCAGCGUUAACCAGACCAACACGUCUCGCCUGGACGGCCUGCAAGCAGACAACCACCGCCUCCGGAUGAGAAUCACAGAGUUGGAUAAAGAGUUAGAGGAAGUGACCAUGCAGCUUCAGGACACGCCAGAGAAAACCCCGUAUAUCAAACAGAACCACUACCAGGACGUCAACAACAUCCUCAGCAUUAGCAACUUCACAGAUGGCAAAGAUGGUGAAAAAACUGUUUUGAAAAAUCAUCUGGAGCAGAAACCACAAGCACUGAGGGGAUCCAUGGAUCCUUCUAGAAUAAGCAGAGGCCCGCUAGAGGACAUAAACUCGCCAGAACACAUACAACGCAGGCUGUCGUUGCAGCUGCCCAUUCUGCACCACGCAUACUUACCCUCCAUAGGAGGGGUGGAUGCCAGCUGCAGUCCCAACAGCAGCCCGGCCUCAAGUCCCCGCCACAGACACAUGCCCCCUUCCUACAGGGUCAUGGUCUCUGGCCUGUGAGUCCUACCACAGCUCUACGCUCUGAGGAACAGAUCUCCGUUUGAAAUCCAACAGACUGAGCUGCAUCAGCAAUGAACGGAAGUGUGUGAGUGACCUGGGGGGUCCUCCUCGUACAUACAUCCACGACCCUCCUCCCAUCUACGUCUACGUCAGAACAAAACUGAUUCUUCAGGCUCUGAGGGGGAUUUGGGGGGAGGGUUGGUUUGGGGCGGGGGAGGCAUCAAGUCAUCCGGUCAUCCUCACACAUCCACAGUGACCACCAAGAUCUGCAUUUCACCUCCUACUCUUUCCCCUUAACUGGUCUCCCAGUCCCAGACAACUACAGAUGCAACAGGGGAUGCCAGCUGAGCUAGCCUUAUCAACUUCCAUGGGUGUUUUCUCAAUUCUCCCUGUUUUUGUACCCUUUGUCAACUCAUUAGUCUUCAGUAGCUCACAACACUGCCCAUCCAGAAGCAUCCUGUUCAGCACUCUAACAAACACAACUGUACUCAUGAGAGCAAGCUGUCAUCAUGCCAGGAAACACUGAUUUGGGGUAGGCUUCGGGUAAGACUGGGCACUCCUGCAAAUGGCCUCUGAAGAGCUUUGAAAGACCGUCAACCAAGUAAAAAAAAGGUUGCUGCGGCUUUCCUGGCAGUGAUUGGGCGUUCACAUGGCGUGGAAAAUUGUAGUGGAAAGCCUCACAGGGAAAGCCAGCCAGUGGUAGUUUCUGCUAACCUUAACAAACAAACAUCACAACACACCAGUGGCCAGGGCUUUUGCCAUAAAUAAAAAGGUCCUCUGUUCACUGAUCACGAUAAUAGAUUUGGAAACUAAGAGCAGUUAAAAGCAGGGACACCGUUGUCAAGCAUAUGAGGCCUCAUGAUAUUCUUAGACAAGACAAGUAGCUUUCUAGAAAACCCUGUAUGAGUGUUAACACUCAUAUGGAAGUGCAGGAGGAAGAAAUACAGAAGUUGGCGAGAUCUGUAGGAGCCUGAGGUCCAGUCUUCCAUUUUAUCAAAGCGUAUGGGCCGAAAGUCAAAGAACACAGCCGAAAGAUCAUUCCUCUGUGUGUAUGGACUUUGGCACACAAAUAGUCAUCUCUCGAUGUGAUCCAUUAAUGGCUCUAAACAGAAGUGGCGUCAGAGGUGUAGAUAGUAUUGGGUGAAAAACGUGUCUUUAUGGAAAGCUCAUCAGUCAAAGCGAAGUGAUGUACACGUCCUCGUGGAGAAACAACGCAGUUCGAUUUGCUGCACAAUAACGGCUGGUUCCAAUAAGUGAAUUGGUCCCAAUGGUGUAACUUCAUUGCAGAUAUUUUUCUCCUGAUCACAGCAAGUGAAACAUCUUUACAAAAAUUGUUGUAGCUUGAGCCAAAACAGGGCCUGGAUGGGGAGCCUGCUGUCUGUUGCACAUCAUUCACACAUUGAGGACUCAAUCACAAUCCUCUAAAGGUGCAGGAGGAAUUUCUGCCACCGUUCCCAAGUGGCAAUGGGACAUACAUUACCUGGCACUUAGCAACAGUGAACAUACAGUACCUCAUAGUUGCUAUAGAAAUGUACCUGUGUGCUGUGAACUUUGCACAAAUGUCUCACAGAUAUAGAGCGUCUAGCUGUUGUCAUAUUUUUUUGUAAACCUAUAUCAAGACAACAAAAGAAUUGUAUUCGAAAUGCAAAAUAUUGGAAUAAGCUAAGUAUCACCAUUGUCAAGAACAAUUUCCUUUCUGCAGAUAUUUCACCGUUGGUGUCUUGGAUUUUGUUUUGUUUUUUGUUGCGUUUGUCGAAUGCCGUGCCUGUGAUCUUGUACAUGGAGCCAGAUGGACAUUAUAGUGCUGAUUGGUCAGAUUAUUAUAAGUAACUAUUUGAUAAAGUAACACAUCCUGAGUGUCUUUGAUAGGUUUGGUUUAUUUUUGUGCUAGAGAUGAAACAAAACUGUUCAUUUUUUUUUUUUUUCUUCAUUUAUUUUUCAGUGUACAUUAACACCUGAGAGGACCACAUGCUAACGGUUGAGGCUGUUAGUGAGCUUGAACAUAACAAAUCAUAGUGAGAAAGACCUUUAAACAUAAAGCAAAAACGUCACGAUGCCACGGCACCUCUGCCUCUGCCACUCCCUCCAGGAUGCGCUCCUGUCAUUGAGUUUCAUUUUCAAACAUGUUUGUGAAAGUACAGCAAAAAUCACUGUUUUAGAUUCAUUUCUUAACUUCCUUUUCCAAGAAGGUAAAAAAAAUCAGUUACAAAAAAAAAAAAAAAAAAGAAAAAAAAGAAAAAAUCAUCAUUACACACAGCACUAAGUUUGUCACUCUGCUGUAUCGCAAUAGAUAUGUCAUGGAUAUGAAUUAUUUUGAAGUCACAUUACUCUAAGCCAUGUGCACACAAAGGUUCUCCCAACCUUUUAACAGAAUUGAGAUAAAUAUCGACAAAGGGCAAUUUCUCUCAAACCACAAAGCCUGUUUGACAAUUUGUGAAUCCUCGAGUAACCGCUAAGUUUUAGUAAAUCCAUAUAAAGUGUUGUCAUGUGCUCUUAUUUCCUUCAUCUAUUUCAGUGAAGGUGGUUGUAAAAGGGCUCCCUAAUGUUCACCCGAUAACUCUUGGGGUUUUUUUUGUUUGUUUGUUUUUAUAGGUUAAACAAUAAUUUAAGUGUUGAUCAUAAAACCCAUUCCUCUAAACUAUUCCCUAUUUCUGUUCUCCAGUGGUUUAAGUGUUUUGCUUUUAAGAUUAGCCUUUCUUUGUAAUUGGAUAUUAGUGAAAAUAUAUUUUUCAUAUCACUAAUUUUUCCUGCUUAUUACUAAUUGAGGUGAAUAAAUUAGCUAAUUUACCUACACUUAAAAACUGAACCCAAUUAGUUGACUUAUGAAUACUGUAACCUGUGUUACAACAUUUCUGUUUAUUCUAUUUAAACAUUUCCUUUAUUUAUAUGAAUCCAGAGGAAUAAUCAUAAUAUUUGAAUCUGUGACAAAAAAAAAUGAAAAGGUGGUAAUUAUAAAUUUACAUACGUUACCAAAAGGUGUGAUUAUAUUCUAAUAAAUGUUCAGACACUGAUUUUCUAAUUUGCAUCUUUGUCAGCUCCACGCAUGGUAUCCUAUGCAUAUAUUGUAGAAUUUAUUUUCCAAAUUCUAACAAAUGCACAUUUCUGAAAGUGGCAAUAAUUAGCUCCAGGCUGUUUAGACAGAUAAACUGAAGUUAUACCACACUGAAAGGUGUGCAUGAAAAGCAGGUGGAAAUCAUAAGAAAUAAAACCUCUGCACAUGAAUACAGACAGUUUCUCUGAAACUAAUAUGGGGGGAUAAGUCUGUGCUGACCACAAAUUAUUUAUAUGGCAACCGCAAACUUUGAUUUGACUGUCAAUGUCCUUCAUGGUAAUGAUGAGUACUGUGAAUUUUAAAAACAUGCUUCUGUUGAUUCUCUGGGGAAAUCAGUACGAGACCAAACCACUGGGUUACUUUAGGAUUUUCUUUUGAAGUGUUAUGUAAUAUUAAUGGAAAUCAUCGAGCGUGUCUGUGUGUGCAUGUGUGUGUGUGUGCGUGUGUGUAUUGAUCAAACACACAGUUUACGCGAUACAGAGGUACAAAAAAAAAAAAAAAAAAAAAAGGAGCUGCACUGAAAUCUGAUUUACGGAGUGUCUUCUUGUUACAGGCAAUAAACUCUGGUACCAGGUUGGUCUUGGUUGGAACUCGUGGUCACAUUGUCACGUUACUCACAAAUCGUUUAACACAGGACGACAGUUACUGGGGCAAAAAGAUGGUAAGCCUGGACUACUGAAGGCUAAAUAAUGUGUGUACUGACCAUGACAAUGUGUAACAAUAAGCGCGCCUCCUCAAUACCCCCAAAAGCACGAAGGACUAUUUCUGAUGUAUAUAAUGUAUACAACACAUUUUUUCUGUAGAGGUAUUAAUCUAUGAUAGUGAGGGGACAUUACAAAUGACUAAAAAAAAAAAUUACAGAAUGUCAACGGUGAGUGUGUGUCUGUUUGCCACUCUGUGAAAAUGUGCCGUCUCCAAGUUUACAUAUCGCUAUAAGAAUCUAUUUAUUCUGUGCUGAAAGACUUUUUUUUUGCUUUUAGUUCACACAUCGGUGCCCAUCACGAUCAAAAUGAUUCACAACUGAACCUGACCUGUUUGUUUUUUAUAUCCAGUAAAUUUUUGCCAGUGUACACUUCUGUGCUCCACAGCUGUCCUGAGCAGUGUGUUUGUACUAGCACAUACACACACCAGAGCUCUUGAAGAAUCAAAGUGGAUGUGCUCAUUUCAUAUUCUUGUACCCUUAAACUGCAUGGAAAUCAUAACAUUUUUAAU
Messenger RNA from Tachysurus fulvidraco (yellow catfish), 7795 nucleotides. RefSeq names its product gamma-aminobutyric acid (GABA) B receptor, 2 (gene gabbr2). Gene Ontology annotation, molecular function: G protein-coupled GABA receptor activity. The record is from RefSeq and is a predicted model, not a curated record. The coding region runs from base 742 to 3531 and encodes 929 amino acids. NCBI's taxonomy places the organism in Eukaryota, Metazoa, Chordata, Actinopteri, Siluriformes, Bagridae. Gene Ontology annotation, cellular component: membrane; G protein-coupled receptor heterodimeric complex. The transcript has 19 exons. Gene Ontology annotation, biological process: gamma-aminobutyric acid signaling pathway; G protein-coupled receptor signaling pathway.